UCAAAUUUAAAGGUUAUGUUGUUUAUUUUGGGUUGGGAUAUUUAAAAUCCAUUAUUUAAAUGGGACAAUGGUUAUUACAUAAAAAAAUAUAAAACGAUGGUUAAUAAUGUUGAAAUUAUCGCGCGGGUGUUUCGCCAAGUUAAACUGUACAGAAUCAUCACUUUAGUGGCUGUUGUAUUAUUCGUUAUACCAUGGAUUGCCCAUUAUUACUUAUCCAGCGUCGAAAGAAACUCGAUUCGUAUUACACACGGAGCGCAUUCCCAUCUGGAUUUACCAGAAGAUUUCGGUUCGGUGAAAGAUAUGGAUCUUCAAGCUAGAUUAGAAGAACUACUCAGGAUUAAAGGUUCCGUUUCAAGCGAACUCCGCGACAUGGAGAAUAAACGGCAAAAAUUGCAGAGUGAGAUACAAAUGUACACUAAAAAUAUAGAACUUUUAAAAUCCGAGUUGUUACAUCAACAGACUGAAUUAACUAGACUUAAGAUAUCCGUUGAACAGGCUCAGGUAGCACAACGUGAAGCUUUACAACGUAACACCCCCGAUUUAGCUUUACCAAAACGAUUAAAAGCCGAUUCUUUACCAUCAAUUUUACCGGUUUUACCAAGAAAUAUAGCACGAAAUUGUCGAAUGUAUACUUGUUUUGAUCAUUCCCGAUGUUCAAUAACUUCCGGAUUUCCUGUUUAUUUAUACGAUCCGGAUGAAUUUCCUGUUAUGCAUGACGGUUGGGAUGUUGAUGGGUUUUUAAAAACAACUUUAAAACAAGUAUUAGGUUAUAAUCCUCAUUUAACAUCAAAUCCUAAAGACGCUUGUAUUUAUUUAGUUUUGGUUGGUGAGGCUUUAAAAGAUAGCGAUGAAUUUAAUGACCAAAGAGGUUCAAUUAAUGGUCCUCCAAUUGAUUCGAAAGCUUUAAAACGACUCCCAUAUUGGGGUGGAGACGGUAGAAAUCACGUUUUAUUAAAUUUAGCGAGACGUGAUUUAACUUCGAGUUUACGAGAUAUUUCUUCUAGUAUUGAUACGGGUCGUGCUAUUGUUGUACAAUCGACUUUUGCUUAUACAUCGUUUAGAUACGGGUUUGAUUUGAUUGCUUCGCCUAUUUUGGGGCCUCCAGGGGGCGAUGUCUGGCAGGAGUGCCCCUCAAUUAUUCCGGCGCGAAGAAAAUAUUUAAUAUCGUUUCAAGGGGAGAUUAAAGACGUGAAAAAAACUAUUACGAACCCUCCAAAUGAAAAAUAUCAAUUUUUUAUUGAUGAUUAUAAAGAAUUAGAUAGAUUUAUUAUCGAUCAUUUAAAAGAGAUUGAAAAGGGGACUACAAACGAUCGAUUUUUAUUCGAAUUCGUUUGUAACCCGGCUAGUGAUGAUUCGAUAAACACGGGAAAUUUAGAUUGGGGUUUAUGUGGAACUGAUUCAUCGAGAAAAUCAGUAUUAAAAGACUCCACUUUUACAUUAAUUUUUGCACCAAGAUCGGCUGAAUUAGCGUCAACAACUUUGUUGCAAGCUCGUACUUAUGAAGCACUUCGUGCUGGUGCUGUUCCGGUUAUUUUAGGUGGAGAUCAAAUUAAACUGGCUUAUGAUGAGGUUAUUCAAUGGAAACGAAUUUGUAUUUUCUUACCAAGGGCUCGCGUCACUGAAUUACACUUUUUGUUACGGUCGAUACCCGAAUCGGAUAUUGUUGCAAUGCGUAGGCAAGGAAGAAUUGUUUGGGAGCGUUAUUUAGCUUCUGUACAAAGCACGGUUGAUACGAUGAUAGCAAUUCUUCGGGAAAGAUUAAAUAUACCACCUUUACCGGUUGAUACAGUACCUGCAGUUUCAGUUUUUAACGAAACAUUCCAACCAAUUCAAGCUUUAAUUAAUUUAGAAUCGGAACCGGAAGAAAGUUUGGGUCCUUUAGAACCACCAUAUAACAGCCCAUCUUUUCGAAGAAAUUAUAGUUUCUUAUUAACUCAAGGUCAUGAGAUAUGGAAUGAUUGGGGAGAUCCGUUUCGAUUGUAUCCGACUUUACCGUCAGAUCCUAUUUUACCAUCGGACGCGAAAUUUCUUGGUUCAGGAACUGGGUUUAGACCAAUUGGGCGAGGACAAGGUGGAGCGGGGAAAGAAUUUUCUGAAGCUCUUGGUGGAAAUAAUCCUCGAGAACAAUUUACGAUUUUAAUGUUAACGUAUGAAAGAGAACAAGUUUUGUUGGACUCAAUCGCCAGAUUGAGAGGUUUACCCUAUUUAAAUACCGUCGUUGUCGUUUGGAAUUCACCUAAAGCUCCGGCCCAAGAAUUGAGAUGGCCUGAUAUUGGAGUUCCAGUUCAUGUAAUAAAAGCGGCAAGAAAUUCUCUUAAUAACCGAUUUCUUCCGUUGGAUAAUCUUCAAACCGAAGCGAUUCUUUCAGUUGAUGAUGACGCCCAUUUACGUCAUGACGAAAUAAUGUUUGGAUUUCGCGUUUGGAGAGAACAUAGAGAUCGGAUUGUGGGAUUUCCGGGUCGAUAUCACGCUUGGGAUUUAAAUACUCAAAAUAGUUGGUUGUAUAAUUCAAAUUAUAGUUGUGAAUUAAGCAUGGUUUUAACGGGGGCAGCUUUUAUACACAGACAUUAUUUACAUUUGUAUUGGAAAUGGUUGCCGCAAGCGAUUAGAGAUAAAGUUGAUGAAUACAUGAAUUGCGAAGAUAUUGCCAUGAAUUUUUUGGUUAGUCACAUUACAAGACAGCCACCUGUUAAAGUUACAUCAAGGUGGACUUUUCGAUGUCCUGGGUGUCCACAGAGUUUAUCUGAGGAUGACACUCACUUUGAAGAAAGGCACAAGUGUAUUAAUUAUUUUGUACAGGUUUUUGGAUAUAUGCCUCUAUUAAAUACUCAAUAUCGAGCUGAUAGUAUAUUAUUUAAGACGAGGAUUUCGCAUGAUAAGCAGAAGUGCUUUAAAUUCAUAUGAGCUAAAAAUAAGCAAUCUUUGUCCAAAAUAGUGAAUAGCGUUUUACACUUUUUACCGACUUGUAAUUUAUUUUAAUUUUUUAAUGACUUUGUGAUAUUCAUGGUUUUAGCUAAAAUAUUAGGAAACAUUUAUGUCUUUGUGCCAUUUGAGUCAUUUGUACAUAUUAUUUUUAAGAAAAAAAACUUAUGUAUAAGUCUAAUAAUAAAAAAAAUUUUCAUUUCAUCAUAAA
This is a messenger RNA of Onthophagus taurus, 3133 nucleotides long. It is a transcript of the gene botv, whose product is annotated as exostosin like glycosyltransferase 3. The record is from RefSeq and is a predicted model, not a curated record. Gene Ontology annotation, cellular component: membrane. Gene Ontology annotation, molecular function: glycosyltransferase activity. NCBI's taxonomy places the organism in Eukaryota, Metazoa, Arthropoda, Insecta, Coleoptera, Scarabaeidae.